AUGGUCGAUUCUGCCCCCUCAUGGCUCAAACUUAACUUUGAUGGCACCACUCGUAGUGGUGUUGCAGUGGGAGCAGGAAUUAUUAGAGAUAGCUUGGGCAACCUAAUUCUGGCCUAUGCGGGGAAUUGUGACUCUGUCUCGAGUAACAUGGCUAAAGCCCUUGCUCUCUUUUGGGGGCUUAAAUUGGCCCUUGACAUCAAUGCUAAAAGGUUGAUCAUUGAAGGGGACUCUAAGCUAAUUAUUGAGGUGGCUAAAGGAGUUGCAGGGAUUAGCUGGAUGAUCAACAACAUUAUUAAGGACAUUUGGUCCAUGAUUAUCUGGCUUGGGGAAUUUCAAAUUCAUCACAUUUACAGAGAAGUGAAACGAAAGCCAGAUUUUGACUUUCUCAAGCCUCCUGGACGUGUUGGAAUAGCCACAGAUGCUUCCAGUAUAACCAGAAAUGCUACAAUCACCCAUAUUUCAUAA
Messenger RNA from Cryptomeria japonica (Japanese cedar), 465 nucleotides. RefSeq lists its product as uncharacterized. The record is from RefSeq and is a predicted model, not a curated record. The coding region runs from base 1 to 465 and encodes 154 amino acids. Gene Ontology annotation, molecular function: nucleic acid binding; RNA-DNA hybrid ribonuclease activity. NCBI's taxonomy places the organism in Eukaryota, Viridiplantae, Streptophyta, Pinopsida, Cupressales, Cupressaceae. The transcript has 2 exons.